Messenger RNA from Amyelois transitella, 2335 nucleotides. RefSeq names its product nucleolar protein 58 (gene nop5). Lineage: Eukaryota; Metazoa; Arthropoda; Insecta; Lepidoptera; Pyralidae. The coding region runs from base 162 to 1856 and encodes 564 amino acids. Gene Ontology annotation, molecular function: snoRNA binding. The transcript is spliced from 5 exons. The record is from RefSeq and is a predicted model, not a curated record. Gene Ontology annotation, cellular component: box C/D methylation guide snoRNP complex; small-subunit processome.
AGGCAACACUGUACAAGUCAAUGUCAGUCAAAACCCGCUGUUCCGAUCGGCGAUGCUUAGCGUAGCGUCCCGUGUUUAUUUUAGAAUUAUAUUCAAGACGAACAAGUACACCAUAAACCUGGUGAAACAUAAUUUGUUUGGUGAUAUAAUAGUGUAUUAAAAUGUUGGUGCUGUUCGAAACCCCGGCGGGGUACGCAAUUUUCAAGUUACUGGAUGAGUCUAAGCUGUCACAGAUUGAUGAUCUGUACCAAGAAUUCAACACACCAGAGGGUGCCUCAUCUGUUGUUAAAUUAAAGAACUUUGUCAAGUUCGAGGACACCACUGAAGCUCUAGCGGCUACGACUGCCGCCAUUGAGGGCAAAAUCUCUAAGCCUUUGAAGAAGGCUCUGAAGAAAUAUGUGAGCAAAGAAAUUCAGGACCAGUUGUUGGUGGGAGACGCCAAACUUGGCAGUGCCAUCAGGGAGAAGUUUGAUCUGCAGUGCGUCUCCAACAGUAAUGUCCAAGAGCUCCUGAGAUGUAUCCGCUCUCAGAUGGACAGCCUUCUGUCGGGCCUUCCUAAAAAAGAGAUGACUGCGAUGGCCCUCGGUCUCGCUCACUCACUGUCCCGAUACAAGCUGAAGUUCUCUCCUGAUAAGAUUGACACUAUGAUAGUUCAAGCUCAGUGCUUAUUAGAUGAUCUAGAUAAAGAAUUAAAUAACUACAUCAUGAGAUGUAGAGAAUGGUAUGGUUGGCAUUUUCCAGAGUUAGGAAAAAUUAUAACCGACAACACACUUUUUGUUAAGAUAGUCAAAUUAAUUGGAACUAGAGACAAUGCAUCAAAGACUGAUUUGUCUGACAUCUUGCCUGAAGAUUUGGAAGAGAAGGUCAAAGAAGCCGCAGAGAUAUCUAUGGGAACAGAAAUAUCUGAUGAUGACAUUAUAAACAUACAGAAUUUAUGUGAUGAAAUUAUUUCCAUUACAGACUAUAGGGCACAUUUAACUGACUACUUGAAGGCUAGAAUGAUGGCUAUGGCUCCAAAUUUGACUGUAUUGAUUGGAGAACACAUCGGUGCAAGACUUAUAGCCCACGCUGGGUCCUUAAUGAACUUAGCCAAGCAUCCGGCUUCCACUGUUCAGAUAUUUGGUGCGGAGAAGGCUUUGUUCCGAGCUCUGAAAACGAAGAAGGAUACCCCAAAAUAUGGUUUGAUCUAUCAUGCUCAGUUGGUAGGUCAGUGCAGCACGAAAAACAAAGGGAAGAUGUCCCGUAUGCUGGCGGCGAAGGCUGCAUUGGCUACUAGAGUGGAUGCAUUUGGGGAAGAAGUGUCAUUUGAAUUGGGAGCAGAACAUAAGGUGAAGCUGGAGAACCGGCUGCGGCUGAUGGAGGAGGGCAACCUGAGGAGGAUUAGUGGUACGGGGAAGGCAAAGGCUAAAUUUGAAAAAUAUCACAGUAAGAGCGAGGUGUUCCAGUACCCGGUGGCGGGCGACAGCACGCUGGGCAAGCAGGCCGUGAAGCGCGAGCACUCGCCGGACGAGGAGGCGCCGGCCAAGAAGAUCAAGCUGGAGGACGGCACCAACAAUGUCACACCCAAAAAGAAAAUGAAGAUAGAAAAUGACGUGAAAGAAGAAUCCGCAGAGGAUAACAACAUCGAGGAGUUGAGUUCAGAAAAGAAGAAGAAGAAAAAGAAGAAGCACGCGGCAGCGGACCAGUCCGCCAACGACACGCUGCCGGAAGCAGAGACACCCAAGAGUGAAAAGAAAAAGAAGAAACGCCAAGCAGAAGCAGCAGAGGAAACGCAACCAGAGGAAACACAACCAGAGGAACCCAGAAGCGAAAAGAAAAAGAAGAAGAAGCGACAGUCGCAAGUCGAAGAAGAAUAACGCUUUUAGGAUUUUAAAAUAAUGACGAUAGUUUUGAUUUUAAUUAUCAUUACAUUUUUCUGUAUCCCAUCGUUAAUUUGUAGAAAAUUAUCUUGGUAAUUAAAGGCAAAAUUAUCGAAAUAAAAUGUUUAAGUGAGAUAAGUUUUAAAUGCGGAAAGGCUCGAGAACCAGGUAUUAAAAAUUACUACUGACAAUUUUUUUAAUUACAUUUUGUAUGACUUGAAAUUAGUUUUAAUGACUUACGUUUCAACGAUGCCAAGAUUAUGCGGAAAAUACAAAAUAGACCUUAUUAGGGUUUAUUUAGAUUAUUUUAGCCGUAACACGUUGUUUGACGUUUCCAUAGUUUCUUGAGCCUCCCGCACCAGGGGCAGGAUAUCUGUGAGACGUAUGCUAGUGUGAGUGAUGCGUACUGUACAUAUGUACACCUAGUUUAAGUGGUAAAUAUAUUGAGAAAUUAUUAUAAGAGUUAUUUUUUCUCA